Cervus elaphus (red deer) is the source of this 413-nucleotide messenger RNA. RefSeq names its product histone H4. Lineage: Eukaryota; Metazoa; Chordata; Mammalia; Artiodactyla; Cervidae. Gene Ontology annotation, biological process: nucleosome assembly. The transcript has a single exon. The coding region runs from base 47 to 358 and encodes 103 amino acids. Gene Ontology annotation, cellular component: nucleosome. The record is from RefSeq and is a predicted model, not a curated record. Gene Ontology annotation, molecular function: DNA binding; structural constituent of chromatin; protein heterodimerization activity.
GGUUCUCGGGUUACUCGUCAGUCGCUGUUGGUUUACUCGCGAAGCCAUGUCGGGACGCGGCAAAGGCGGCAAAGGCUUGGGGAAAGGUGGCGCUAAGCGCCACCGUAAGGUUCUGCGCGACAACAUCCAGGGCAUCACUAAGCCUGCUAUCCGCCGCCUGGCUCGUCGUGGCGGUGUGAAGCGCAUCUCUGGUCUCAUCUACGAAGAGACCCGCGGCGUCCUGAAAGUGUUUCUGGAGAACGUGAUCCGGGAUGCAGUCACCUACACCGAACAUGCCAAGCGGAAGACUGUCACCGCUAUGGAUGUGGUCUAUGCUCUCAAGCGCCAGGGCCGUACUCUCUAUGGUUUUGGUGGUUAACCUUUCUGGUUUGCCCUCAGUUUGAUUUCAAUCUAAAGGCCCUUUUCAGGGCCAC